UCAGCCCUGUGGCGCACACAGAGCGAAACGGGUAGCGGUUAAGGGUUAAGUAUCGGUUAAGUAUCGGGUCGAACCGGUAUGGAGCCGCUGUGCAACGCCAGCGAACCGCCGCUCCGACCGGAGGCGCGGAUGUCGGGCAACGGGGAUCUGCAGUUUCUCGGCUGGAACGUGCCACCGGAUCAGAUCCAAUACAUUCCGGAGCACUGGCUGACCCAGCUGGAACCGCCCGCCUCCAUGCACUACAUGCUGGGCGUCUUCUACAUCUUUCUCUUCUGCGCCUCGACGAUGGGCAACGGCAUGGUCAUCUGGAUAUUCAGCACCUCCAAGUCGCUGAGGACGCCGUCGAAUAUGUUCGUCCUGAACCUGGCCGUUUUCGAUCUGAUUAUGUGCCUCAAGGCGCCGAUCUUCAUCUACAAUAGCUUCCAUCGGGGAUUCGCCUUGGGGAACACCUGGUGCCAGAUCUUCGCCUCCAUCGGUUCGUAUUCGGGAAUUGGCGCUGGAAUGACGAACGCGGCCAUCGGAUACGAUCGCUACAAUGUGAUCACCAAGCCAAUGAACCGGAACAUGACCUUCACCAAGGCGGUCAUCAUGAACGUGGUCAUCUGGCUGUACUGCACUCCGUGGGUCGUCCUGCCGCUGACCCAGUUCUGGGAUCGCUUUGUGCCAGAGGGCUACCUCACCUCAUGCUCCUUCGACUAUCUCUCCGAUAACUUCGACACCCGCCUGUUUGUGGGCACCAUAUUCUUCUUUAGCUUCGUGUGCCCCACGCUGAUGAUCCUGUACUACUACUCGCAGAUUGUUGGACAUGUAUUUAGCCACGAAAAAGCCCUGAGGGAGCAGGCCAAGAAGAUGAACGUGGAGUCGCUGCGUUCGAAUGUGGACAAGAGCAAGGAGACGGCAGAGAUCCGAAUAGCCAAGGCGGCGAUCACCAUCUGCUUCCUGUUCUUCGUGUCCUGGACUCCCUAUGGCGUCAUGUCGCUGAUCGGUGCGUUUGGGGAUAAGAGUCUCUUGACGCCAGGAGCCACAAUGAUCCCGGCCUGCACCUGCAAACUGGUGGCGUGUAUAGACCCAUUCGUCUAUGCAAUUAGUCACCCCAGAUACCGAAUGGAGCUGCAGAAGCGAUGUCCCUGGCUGGGAGUCCACGAAAAGUCCGGGGAAAUCUCGUCGGCUCAAUCCACGACCACACAGGAACAACAACAGACCACGGCUGCAUAGAAUCAAGGAUAACUCUACUCUCACACAACCGAUUUCGUAAUACAAAAGACUAGGAAAAACUAUAAAAGCGAAGAUGAAAUAAUGAUGACAACUUUAUAUUAUAAUUUGUAGUGCAAUAUUCCUGAGUUUAUGAUAAAUAAAUAGUAAAUUAUUGCAAAGGA
Drosophila ficusphila is the source of this 1376-nucleotide messenger RNA. Its product is annotated as opsin Rh4. Gene Ontology annotation, molecular function: G protein-coupled receptor activity. Gene Ontology annotation, biological process: G protein-coupled receptor signaling pathway; visual perception. Lineage: Eukaryota; Metazoa; Arthropoda; Insecta; Diptera; Drosophilidae. The transcript is spliced from 2 exons. Bases 79 to 1215 code for a protein of 378 amino acids. The record is from RefSeq and is a predicted model, not a curated record. Gene Ontology annotation, cellular component: membrane.